This is a messenger RNA of Zonotrichia albicollis (white-throated sparrow), 3800 nucleotides long. RefSeq names its product prolyl-tRNA synthetase associated domain-containing protein 1-like. Gene Ontology annotation, molecular function: aminoacyl-tRNA deacylase activity. NCBI's taxonomy places the organism in Eukaryota, Metazoa, Chordata, Aves, Passeriformes, Passerellidae. The record is from RefSeq and is a predicted model, not a curated record.
GGGGCGCGAUGGCGGCCGAGCUGCGGGAGGCGCUGGAGCGGCGGCUGCGGGACCUGGGCAUCGCCACCGUCACCGCCGAGCACCCCCAGGUGUUCACUGUUGAGGAAAUGAUGCCCCACGUCCAACACAUGAAAGGAGCUCACAGUAAAAACCUGUUUCUUAAAGACAAAAAGAAGAAAGGGUUCUGGCUGGUGACUGUCCUGCAUGACAGGCAGGUCAAUCUGAACGAACUGGGUAAAAAGCUGGGCCUUGGAAGCGGAAACCUCAGGUUUGCUGACGAGAACGCCAUGCUGGACAAGCUGCGAGUGGGUCAGGGCUGUGCCACGCCGCUCGCCCUCUUCUGUGACCAGGGAGAUGUGAGGCUGGUGCUGGACGCUGCCCUGCUCCAAGGGGGCCAUGAAAAGGUCUAUUUCCAUCCAAUGACAAAUUCUGCAACCAUGGGCUUAAGCCCUGACGACUUCCUGAAGUUUGUGAGAUCAACAGGCCACGAGCCCAUCAUCGUACACUUCGAUGAAGACAUUAAGUAGAGGAAGUUCAUUUUUCUACUGCUACUCGUAGAUUUUUGUAGAGCAAAACUGGUGAAAAAUCUCAUUACAAAUAAAACUUUAAAAAAAAUGGCUUACUCCUUUUUCAUUUGUUUCAGUUAUGUAAAUUUGUAGCAUAUAAUCUGGUGAGAAAAAAAUACUGCCUUUCAGUUAUCAGGUUAACAGUGUUCUUAAAAAGACAUUUUGCAAUCUACCACUAAGUAGCUAGUAAGUAGAAAAGGCAUUAUUUAAAUACUACUACAGUCUUUAUCAGUAAAUGGAUAAAACUAGAAUUUCCCAGGCAUGGGACUGGCCUUGAAGGUUCAAACUUGACAUUACAAGGAAAGAACAAAUUCCAAGUUGUAGGACCUGUCAGUACCCCCAGGACAGAGUGACUGUCCCUGCACCCAUUUAUAUCUUACUACACAUUGCUUUCUUUUUAUUCUUUUUACCUAAAAAACCUAUACUACAGGAAAUGCACUUGAUUGUCAUUUUUCAAUCAAUCACGGUGUGCUGAAGACAGAAGCAGCAGAAAUUCCCUCAAGUGCAGUAAACAUCCCCUGGCAAUGAGCACCCCCAAAGCCAAAGCCAGGGGAGCAGUGAGUGAGGGAUGGAAUCUGAGGGUGAUGAGGGUGAAGGCUUUAGGAUGCAGCCCAAGGAAAGUGUCAGUACAAACAAAGCCUCCAGGGCAAGAGCAUCAGCAUGAACUGAAACCAAAACUACAGGAGCACAAAUGAAAAACAUGGAAAAGGAUUUGUGAUCUUGGGUGAAUGAACAAUUACUAUUAACUGAGUAGGAAAAAUCAUCAUCUACAUACAGUAAGGCAAGUUCCUUCACUCACAGCCUUACCACGUUUCAUUCAUCUGGAAGGAUCUGGCACCUUUCUUGGAGCUCUGAGUGACAGAACCCUUCACCAUCCAGCAGUUCCAGUUCUCCAGCUCUGACAGACACAAACCAACCCCAUCUAUCCUGGCGGCAUGUCCAGUGGGAAAGAAGUGACCAAAAAUGCUGCAGCUGUAGGAAGAGCACUAGAGAGAUGUCCAGAUCCAUGAGAUUUUACAGAAGGGAACAUCUGGUAUUUAGGAAUACUAGGCAGAUGAAUGAGCUGGACUGACAGAUGCACCACUAAAUUAGCUCCACAUUGAUACAUUAGGACGUGUCUUUAAAUCUAAUAUUUAUCUUCCUCUCUCCCUGCCAUUCACUCUCCCUCCCCCUUAAAGUUUUAUUUAUUGUGGUACCCCUAAAUCCCUUAGCACUUCAAAAACAAAAGAAUAUUAGAUUUGACUUGCCAAGGUUUUUAAAUGUGGAAUGUUUUAAAUGUGACAAAUUGUUUGAAGGAUGUGCGCAAUCCUGGAAUCUGCACUGCCUAAAGUGUGACUAACUUCAUCCUCAGAAGGGAUCCUGAGACUCAUCUCAGCAAAAAUAACUACCAGGCUUCAAAUACUACACCUGGCUAAUCUAGAAUGAUUUCUUUUUGUAUUUACUUAUGAAAUCAGUCUCUUUUUUUUUAAUAGUAUCAAAAUAGAGUACAGUUAAAAGCUACCCAGCUCUACACAAAUCACACAGAACAAACUACACAUGGUCCAGAAAAAUUCUGCUACAGUUUUAUCAGUUUCCUUCCAGAAGAAAUACUCACUGCACAAUCACCACGACACCAAUACCCUUCCAGUAACAUCAGUUUCCAGAAAAAAAGUGUGUAUAAAUAUACACACACAAAAUAAGAAUAAAAAUUAUUUGGUUUGGCAUUUUAAUAACAUCAUUAAUAAAUGUAUACAAUGGCAAACAUUAAAAAAAUCAAUAUGUAAAGGAAAUUACAGUUUUAAAUAAGAGCUUUUUAAGUUCUGAUUCACACCUCGGUACAUUCCUUUAAGGCAGUUUUAUUAAUAUCAAAGCAUUAUUUACAUAUACAUCAUCAGCUACCCCUAAAAAUCACACAUGAGCUCCCUUUGUUAGGCUGCAUCAUGUCCCGGACAAAAUUUAGAAAUAAUGAUAAUAACAAUAGGUGCUGGGAAUGUUACUAAAUCCUCAGAGACUAUCAGAAAAGCAAAUAGAACACACACAUUGUAUGGCAUGAGAACCUCCUCUGUGACCUGGAACUGGCAGUGCUGGGGUUGGCAUUCCUGGGGUACAAAGCUGCCACGUGCAUCCCUGGCAUUGGGAGCAGCAGGAACUGAAGCUGCUCCCAGGGCAAAUUUGGUUUUUUGUAUUUCCCUUGAAGGGCACAGAGUGGGAAGGUGAAGAAAGGAAGAAGGAAAGGGGAACUGGCAGAGCACAGAGAGCCACCUGACUGCUCCGGUGCCAAGGCAAAGCAAAGCAAAGCAGCUUGAGAGGAGCUGAGCUGGCCAGUGGAGCAGGAGGAUCCCUGUGUGAGGGAAAGGGCACGUCCAGCUGGGCUGAGGGCACUGACACUGCCCAGCAGGGCUCCACACACAGCAGGGUGUGCCAGAGUCAUGGCAGUGACAGUGCCAGACACAGGCACCCAGCUGGGACCCUGGCACCAUUUGGCACUGCAGUCUCCACCUCCUGGGUCAAGAGCAUUUUUCUGUAACAGCAAUGUGACAAAGGGCUCUGGCUGGGGGUUUGAGAUGCUCAGUCCUCUGUCAGCAGAGAGUGAGGAGAACCCAGGUCCUGAAAUGAGCUUGAACUCAGUCAUUCCAAGUGAAGAGAGAUUUUCCUGAUCUUUAUGGCCUUUGAGUUGUCUGUCAUACCCGCUAUGCCCUCAGUACAGAUCUUUUAGCCCAUUUUAUCCCAAAGAAAAUUUCAGAAGAAACUAAUUUUCAAGAAAACAAACGGAAAAUCUCUCCUUCUAAAGCUUAUUGUGCAUGCCUCUUUUUUUUCCCCGUUUUGAGAAGAUUUCAAGCUUUUGAAUGCUUUCAACUGCCUUCAGCAGGGGGCUCACCUUCUGAGGAAGCUGCAGGUGACAUUGUGCACCUCCUGCUGGACACUCGGAGGUGACACAGGGAACUCAGCCCCUCACACGAGGAACAGGAAUGUGCUUACUGGCUUUAAUAAAAUAGAACAACUCGUUUUGGGUCUCAGUUCCCAUCAUCUUCCUCUGAGCUCGCUGCAAAUCUUUCCAGACAAAUAUAUGCGACCACCAAAUGUACCAAUAAUGUUUGUUGACUUUAAUAUAAAUCAAUAAUGAACAAAAUGUAUCUAGUAAAAGAUAACCUUAGAGGGAACUGAUUGUAAAAUGCAUAUGAUAUUAUUUACAUUUCUUUUUGCCAUCAAGAAACCUCCUAAGCCACAAUCAGCUCAUGUCAAAAGACAAACAGU